Messenger RNA from Poecile atricapillus (Black-capped chickadee), 967 nucleotides. RefSeq names its product family with sequence similarity 237 member B (gene FAM237B). NCBI's taxonomy places the organism in Eukaryota, Metazoa, Chordata, Aves, Passeriformes, Paridae. The record is from RefSeq and is a predicted model, not a curated record. The coding region runs from base 164 to 661 and encodes 165 amino acids. The transcript has 3 exons.
GAAAGAGGUGGGGCUGCCACAGCUCCCUCCACCCUUCCUCCCACCUGAGUUCAGCUGCUGCUGCUGCUGCUGCUUUGCCAGUGGCAGAGUCGUCCGUGUGCACUGUAACCUUGGCAUCCUCGGAGCAUCCAGCAGCUGCCAGGCACUUGCAGCCCUCUCAUGAAUGUCUUUCUUUUUCUCCAAGUGGCUGACUUCUGUUUUUCAAGGCUACUGUUUUCUAUCUCCUCGCUUAAAUACUGUAUCUUCUCGAAGUAUGGGAUUUGUAUGGAAACGAUGGUGGUAUCUUCAGCUGGGCUGUAUAUUGAUAAUGAAUUUGGUUUAUGCCAACCUAGAGUAUCAAAAAGAAACUCCUCCAAGCCUGCGUGAGAUUGACCAUCAGUGCUGGGAGGCAUCAUCCCAUGGGCUGGUGGAAAUGAAGAAACUCAAGGUAGCAGAUACAGUCAUUGCUCUCUGGGACUUCAUGAUGUUCCUAAAGGAAUCCCCUAAGCCCAAGCACAAUGAACUCUUCAAUGAUUUAGCCCAGAACUUCUGGGAUAUGUAUGUAGACUGUGUGCUCUCAAGAUCCCAUGGAAUGGGCAGAAGACAAUUAACAUCUCCCAAAUAUUCUUCCACAUACUCACACAGAACUUUAGAAGGGUCUGCUUUCACCAAUCCAUUUUAGGCCAAAAGGGGAGAAGAUGAAGAUACUUAAACAAGGCAACAUCAAAAUGAAGGAGCACAAAAUCACAAUAUAUAUUGUAGGUGUUUGGACAAAUCUUUUGGCAUAGUUCAAUCUCUUUUUAUUUUUCCUUUCUUUUUGUAUAAAGUAUUAAAUUGCUCCUAAACUGAAAAGUACAUGAACCCCCAGACUGGCACUUUUGCUUUCCUGUCUUGCAGUCUACCAAGCUUGCCUUUUCCUCACUGCAUGUGUGAAUGUGUUUGGAGUCAGUACCUCUGCUUUCCCAUGUAAACGUUAAAGUCUGGAUGU